AUCGUGCAACCUGCGGACGUGUUUUUUUUCGCGUGCCGGUGGCCUUUUCCGUGUUUAAAAAACUUAUCCCAUCCCCCGUAUACCUUCAUAAAAUACCUGUUGUUGGUCACCCACCACACCUUUGUUAUUUUGUGCCUUUCAGCGGCCACACUGAGUGGUGUUAGUGACUUGUACGCGACUUCAGGAGGGCGUUGGCGUGGCGAUGAGGUGACCGACAUACUUCAACCGUGCGAGUUGGGGUGUCUGAAGAAGCCCAAAAAAGGCACGCUUACCUUCUACCGCGGCGUGUUCUUGGCUUCAGUUCAAGAACGUCGUUCGCUUUACGGUCUGGCGAAAUGUGUACCUAUAGUUGAGGGAUUGUGUUGUGGAUUCUUAUCUAUGCGUUAGUGUAUUUUUUCCUCAUUUUUGCUUAUUUGAUAGAUAGCAAAAAACCUCGCUGAUAAGAAAAGGGCCUCAGCGGCACAGGUGAAAAAAUCAAUACCAUACGUAGGUGAAUCAUUGUGAUACAAGAUUCUUUGAUAUCGAUUCAUAACUAUACUGUAAGCGCCAUUUCCUGUCCAAUAGAAAGGGAAUUGUGCAACUUUCGUUUCAACUUCAGAUGAUCCAUGUGCUGGGCUGUGGGAAAAAGUGACGACCGGUUCACCGAAUAAUCACCGAAAAGUUCAUUGUUCCUGAAGCAAGUUUUUCGCAGCGCCAAACAGGCAAAUUCGAUCGAGAAGAAAAGUGAAUGUAAAACCGUGCGGCACCCCCGAUCACCUAAUAAAUGAUCAGAAUCCGUUAGAUCUCUGGUGAUCCACCGCUUUGAAUGAAUGUGUGUGCCGCUGGUGGAAAACCUCAUUAAAUUUGUGUAAUGAAUGAAACAAAUAUAACGAUCAACAGAGGAGAAAAAAAACCGCAUAAAGAUCCAUCAAAUACCUGCCUACUACAAUUUGCAUCGCGCUGUAGGGAGUUUUCCCAACCGUAAAACACAAAGAUUACUCAUCGAUACCAGUCAACAAAGCCCACAAUCAGUGAGACGGCGACAAUAUUCUGCGAAUACCUUCAUAACUACAGCCCGAGGAAACCAGAUUUCACGAAUGACUAAUCCCUACCUAAUACCGCACUUUCGUUCGGCACGGCUUAGUUAAUGACUCGGAGCGCAAAAAGGCAACCCCAAUUAGCGUACACCCGGUCCGUCAGUUUCACCGUUCGGUUAGUCCGUUCGUAUGUUGCCUGAAGUGCAUCAUCCCCCAGUCAGUCAUAGAAGUGUCGUCGUCGUCGUUCGUCCAUAAGUUGAAAACUCCCCUUUCAUGAGUUGUGAAUACUACGUGAUAGUGUAACUAGGUAUGCCAGCAGCUGGUGUGAAUUACGAUACAGUUUGACCGAGUUAGUUGUGUGAGUAAUGUGAAGCAUGCUCGAUGCCACCCUACAGGUCGUUCAGUUAUGUUUUCAUAAGUGCACGUCGUCGCCGUUAAGCUGUUUAGUAUUGUUCAAACAGUCUUACCUUGACAAGCUGUAAGGCUCAAGGCUGGAUUAAGCACGUAGUGAACCAGUAGUGUGAGAAAAAAUCGCAUGCAAGUAGAGUCAAAAGUGUACCCAAGUUGACGUAACGUUGCAGCGAUAAUAAGUGACCAACAAGUGUUCGAAUCAUACGGUGCGUUUACUACAGGUUGUGUAAAAUACGCACCCAAACCCAGUGAUCUCCCCAAUGCGUAGCAAGUGGAUUAGUCAAGAUUCAAUAUGGCCAAAGAGACUAACCACGAUCAGUCAGUAAUCAGUUGCAGCACUCUUGGCUGUUGCAAUCGGGUGCGGAAACGGCGAUAUGUGCUGGAUAAUGGUAAUUGCACGUUGCUUUCCGUGCAACUAAUUGGAGUUACGCUCCUGAUUGUCACCGUCUGUGGUCAGUUCCACACAACUCGGGAUCCAAGGUGGUACUCACGAGAGGGAGACUUUAACUAUCACCUGCCGAACCCAGGAGACCCAGAUUAUAGGACUUUAUUCGGAACAAGUUAUGGGACCUACACAUACAACAACCGAAGAUAUGGUUACUACCAGCCUAAUGGAUAUGGACAGCAAUAUCCAGGACAAAAUCUACCCGGCCAAUAUCCAACGAAUACAGCUUUAGGAGAGGAUCGCUUCCAAUAUGAUCCGAACAAUCCCAACAACGUCCAGACGCCAUUCCCCGGAGUUCUGGGUGGUUGGCGUGAAGACCUUCAGGGGAAACUACGCCGCGAUUCGUUGCAGCUAGAACGGGAUGUUUUCGUGACGACCAACUAUGGGCAGGUGCAGGGAUUCAAGGUGCACCUGUACGAUAAUCCGGAUCCGAAAUCGUUCUACCGGCCGUGGCACACGCCUGUCGAAAGAAUUAUGAAAUCGUGCUCCUCCUUUCUGGGAAUCCCGUACGCACUGCCACCCACAUUCGAAGGACGGUUUAAGCCACCGCGGCCUCAUCGAGGCUGGCAGUUGCUGCAGGCCGUCGAUUAUGGACCGGCUUGUCCCCAGCCGGUACAAUACACCGGUGCCACCAAGGGAAUUCGUGAUAUGGACGAAGACUGCCUGUACCUUAACGUGUUCUCGCCCAAUACUCAAUCGGGCGUCGCUCAACGCUACCCCGUAAUGAUCUACAUCCAUGGAGGAGAUUUCAUCCGCGGUGCUUCCAAUGUGUUCCCCGGUCACAUGCUGGCCGCCUACUACGAUGUUGUGGUUGUGACGUUCAACUACCGGCUUGGUGCGCUAGGGUUCCUGUCUACGGGCGAUGAGAACUCACCCGGAAAUUAUGGUAUUCUGGAUCAAAUUAUGGCUGUGCGAUGGGUGUACGACAAUAUCGAAGCUUUCAAUGGAGAUCGGAACUCGAUAACUCUCUUUGGACCUGGUGCUGGAGCUGCGUCCGCUGGGUUGCUGAUGGUGGCUCCACAGACAAAGGACAUAAUCACGAGGGUUAUUGCCCAGUCCGGAGCGGCAACGGCCGAUUGGGCUCUGAUCGUUGAUAAGUAUAGGGCACAGAAUACCAGUAGGGUAUUUGGUCAAAAAGUGGGAUGUUCGAUUGAAACGUCUUGGAAGCUUGUCAACUGUUUGCGGCAAGGUAGAAGUUUUAUCGAGAUCGGUAAUGCCGUAUUCGAUGCCGAUGUAGGACUCUUUCCUUGGGGUCCAGUUUUGGAUUUGAAUUUUACGUUUCCUGGAGAUGAGUGGUAUGAGGGUUGGAGGGAACGAGACUGGAAGUUUUUGUCUGAAACACCAGAGGAACUGAUUCGUCGUGGUCACUACAAUAGGGGGCUACAUUAUAUGAGUGGAGUUACGCUUCAGGAAGCAGCCUACGUUAUAUCACAGAACGAAUCUCUGGCUCCGUUCUACGAAAUAGAUGAGAAAUUCUUCAAACAGAAGGUCUGGGAGCUGGUUCAUAGGUAUAACUACACGCUUAAUUUGAACGGAACCUACCACGCUAUAAAGUACAUGUAUACGUAUUGGCCAGAUCCGAAGAACACGACUCAUAUCAGGGAGCAGUACAUCAAUCUCUUGUCAGACUUCCUGUACCGGGCACCCUCGGAUAAAAUGGUCAAACUACUGGUGGAAAGAAAAGUUCCGGUGUAUAGCUACGUCAUGAACACCACAAUUGAAGGGCUGAAGCUGCCGGAAUGGCGGAAGGUGCCACACGAUAUCGAGCACUACCUACUAUCAGGUGCCCCAUUCAUGGACGUCGAAAUGUUCCCUCGGAAGGCUCGACUUGACCGGCUGAUGUGGACCGAUAAUGAUCGUAAUAUGAGUCAUUUCUUCAUGAAAACGUACUCGGACUUUGCCCGGUAUGGCAAUCCUACGCCCCAGCGAGUCCUGGGAUUACACUUUGAGAAGGCCAUCAAUGGGGAGUUGAAGUAUCUCAACCUCAACACCACCUACAACUCUUCCAUUCUUCUCAAUUACCGGCAGACGGAAAGUGCCUUCUGGACCGAGUACAUUCCUACGGUUGUUGGCGUAAUGGUGCCCACGUAUCCACCGACUACGGAAUUCUGGUGGGAGCCGAAGGAACCACUGCAGAUCGCCUUCUGGAGUAUGUCGGCAGCGUGUCUGUUCCUGCUGGUGCUGGUCGUCAUUUGCUGCAUACUGUGGCGAAAUGCUAAGAGACAAUCUGAUCGCUUCUACGACGAGGGUGUGUUCGUGGUGGACAAUCCCGAAUCGGAACGGGACAUCGGAAUUGACAACAACGUACAUCAAGCCCAACCCCUUCGAAGGGAUAACAUCUACGAAUACCGAGAUUCACCGUCCAAAUACAGCAAACACCCGGGAACCGAUGCCACUUCCAUCCGAUCGCCAAGUUCACUCGCAAUGACUCAAGUUACUGGGAAGUCCAUUUCCGGUAGCCAGAGCUCUUUGCGAAGUGCCAUUUCUUUGAAAGAAUCAACCACCAUCAGUCCCAUUCCUCGUCCGAACGAAUCCAAUUUCGAUCGAAAUAUCAAAUACGCUGAACGCGGGGUGGAUACGGAAAUCCACAGGAACGGGAAGUUUCCUCGGUCCGAUUCCAAGUCCACGUUGGGGGAUGCCAAGUCCCGUGAGUUUGCGGCUAGCAGCACUCCCAUCGAACCCAGAUCUCAACAACCGACGCCUCUGCCCACAGCAGGUGGUCGAUCCGGCGGUGUUGGAUACAGCAGAAGUAACAACGCCAGCCGGACGAAUUUGAUCGAAGGAAUUCCGCAAACGGAAGUUUAGAUUAGGAAAUGAGUAUAGUUUAAAAGUUUUAAAGUUAAGAUACGACUUGUAAUCCAAUCGUUCAGGAUACAGAAUACCACGCGUCCCCAUCACAAAUCAAUGCUACAUACAUCCCGAGCUUGCUAAUCAUUGCCUACUUCAGUAGGCUUGAUGACCCAUAUAGGAGUAUUGCGUUCUAGUUAGGUUAGGUUCUAAAUUAAUUAGGUAGCAAAAGUUGUUUUAACGAGUUCUACGAAGCCGUACUGAAGUUUUAAACCUUUUUUAAAAAUUAAACAAAUCUACAAUAGAUUGAUCUUAGUCCGUAAGUCUAAAUCGAUAGCACCAAGUGCCUAAAAAUUUACACAACUAGUUCAUAGAAAUGAUACAUAGGUGUUUGAUUGUUUUCACCUUAGUCUUACAAAUAUAUCGGUUAAGUAGACUCUCAAACUUUUAAGCAGUUUGUGGCAAGUUUGGAGUAAAAUUCGUACUGAUCGUUUAGUGUUUGAAUGUUUAUUUGCCUUGCGGUGGUCUAUCGUUCAAGAAUUGAUACCAACUUUGCUCGAUGAGCUCCGUAAGAAAAGUUUUUUUUUUGUAAAUAGACCUUCAUGUGCUGUACAUGUCCAUGUUUCAGUGUAUCCGUCCAUAUGUUUUGUUUUAAGCGAUCGCGUGUGAUAUCAUCGCGUUACUACGUCCCGUCCAACGUUUGUAUGUGUCCCGUGUUCUUUUAGAUAUGUAAGUAGUUCGUUUAGGAUAACUUUCAGUCAAGUCUACUUCGUAUUAAAAAAAUUCUACAAACCUCUAGUAUUAAAUCGUAAGUACUUGUAAGUCUUUAUUUUAUUUUUAACUAUCGUUAGGUACUUAUGCAUUUUCGUCCCCCUGUUCUGUCGCUUUCCCUGCGUGGAAUCACAAGACACCCAACGAUUUAGGCCAAACUGUGCAAAUAUUCUUUUAUAGUAUGUAGCAAUCUACGUUUUACUCACUCACUUUGUUUUUAAGCCAAUAUACUCUGUACAUAACUUGUUUAGUCUUCCAAUCCAUUCCAUUUUCGGUUUAAGAAUUUCAUUCUUCAUUUCUCAAACAACAAAAAAAACUCAACCCAAUAGUUCAUUCCACCAUUUCUAGUACAUUAGCUUAAAUAGUCGUUUAGUUUUAAAUUUCCCCAACUAAAUGGUAAGCAGUUUGUUUUAGUUCAAAACAUGUGUACAUAUUGCGAUCUAAGCAAAGAAAAGGCAAUGAUUGAUUACCAUUUAAGUAUUACCUUCGGUUUUAUUGGCACACAUGUUGUUGCACAAUUUUAUGUGAGACAUUAUAAUUACUGUAACAGCAACUCAUUGUGAAAAGUAUAUAUUUUCAAAUCGUAACUGAUCUAUUCUUUCACUUGCAUAAGUUAAUGUUGUCUUCAGUCGAAAUAAAUGAUUUUAAGAGAA
Molecule: messenger RNA, 6083 nt
Organism: Uranotaenia lowii
Lineage: Eukaryota; Metazoa; Arthropoda; Insecta; Diptera; Culicidae
Gene: Gli
Product: acetylcholinesterase
Exons: 9
Coding region: 1720-4677 (985 amino acids)
Cellular component (GO): cell surface; septate junction; tricellular tight junction
Source: RefSeq, a predicted model, not a curated record